This is a messenger RNA of Entrophospora sp. SA101, 393 nucleotides long. The record is from the annotation of a GenBank genome assembly. NCBI's taxonomy places the organism in Eukaryota, Fungi, Glomeromycota, Glomeromycetes, Entrophosporales, Entrophosporaceae.
AUGUCUACAAUUCAGGCAAUGAUAGAAAUACGUUUAUUAAAAUAUUUGUUUUUGUUUAUUAUAUAUAUUCUAUGGAAAAUACAAAAAUCCGAUCAUUUAUGGAAAAUCCCUAAUGAAAUAAAAGAUUUAAGCGAUACCAUUCAAAAGGUUGAAGUUGAACCGAACGAUACAUUAGUUCCUCCGGCUUUAACUUUAUGUAUAGAAAAAGAUCUAGAAUAUUAUUUCAGUGCCAAAGUCCAUGGUAUUGAAACAGGAAAUGAUUAUAUAACCAAGUUUGAGUCUAAUGAUCCAAAUUUGACCAAGUAUGGACUUAAUGUUGCAAAAUGUUGGGCACCAUAUGACCAUGAACUUAUAACAGAUGAUAUAAUCGAUACAACUCAAGUAAAACUAUGA